GACAGCCUAAACAAAAAAAAUUGAACAACAUUUUAGAAAUUUUCGACGUAAAAUUUUUAAUUUAUCUUCGUAUUAAAGUUCAGAAGUUCUAAAUUGAAUAUGGAAUCAUCAACGCAAGGUGCCUCUUCUUCGGAAGCGACGAAAGAUCCAGCAGAAUCUUCUGGGAAUAUCGAGGAAAUUGAGCAAAAGGAUGUGCUUGAAUAUGUCGCAGAACUUUCCACCAAGUAUGAACAGAAAUCGACAAUGCGUGCGGCUAAUGUGUCCCCCGAAAGGCCUUCGGAAUCCUUCUUUAGUCGGUGCGAUUCGAGCCUCAAAAGAAACACGGCUUUCGUGAAAAAGUUGAAACAAUUCACUGCGGCUCAGCUGGAUGGUUUGUUGCGGGACAUGUCUGAUCUGAACCUGACCAAGUACAUUUCCGAAGUUAGUGCAGCAAUUGUCGAAGCUAAGCUCAAAAUGAGUGAUGUAGGACCAGCUCUGGUUCUGUGCAGCAAGUUGCAUCAGCUAUAUGUAGAUUUCAGUGGAAGUUUUUUCGAAAGUUGGCAGAAAAUCCUGCACGUGAAAGCUGGAGAGAAAAUUGCCAACCCUAGCAAGAUGCGGGUGGAUUUAAGAUUUUAUGGUGAACUUAUCAGUGUGGGUAUUUUCACCAAUAAAACAGGACUGCCACUGUUAGGAGCAUGCUUAACGGCACUGAUUUCACAGGAUAAAGAAGAGCAUAGUAAUUUGUCCAUCAUCUUGUCGUUCUGUCGACAUUGUGGAGAUGAAUACGCCGGUCUGGUUCCUAAAAGGAUCAAAGAACUGGCUAAAAAACACGCGAUAGCUAUUCCCAGCUCAAGUCUGCUAACGGCUGAUAAGCAACAAAAUGUGCGAAAUUUACUAAAAGAUUAUUAUCAAACGCUUUGCGAGCAUCUGAAAAAUGAACACAAACAGCUGCAAUAUGCGGAAAAAUCUAAACGAAGAUUGCUCGAAUCCAAAGGAGAAAUUCCGAACGAUAAGAAAGAGCAAAUCGAGAUGCUUCAAAACAGCUACGAUAAGCUGCUCUCGUCGACGCAAUCGAUGGCAGAUCUGUUGAAUGAGAACCUACCGGAGCUUACGAUUGAAGUUGAAUCCGGCCCAUCAGAGGGUAACGUCAUUGACAACAUAGGUGAUGAGCAAUUUGCAAAUUUGGAUCCCUGGGGUGAUGAAGAUACCAAAAACUUUUACGUAAAUCUUCCGGAUCUUAGGCAGUUUCUGCCUAACUAUUGCGGAAAAAAGGAUGAAGUUGUGUCGGACGAACCGGCCAUGACAGAGGAGGUGUUGGAUAUGGAAGUAGAGCCAGAAACAGAUGCAGACGACACAGUGGAGCUUCCUCCUGAGUUGUCGGAAUCUGCAGAAGUAGAAGAAGAAUCCAAUACUGCUCCCAGUACUCCCCAUCAUCAUGCUAAUCGCGAGUAUUUUGAAAGUUUUAUUGUAAAUUUACAAAAUUGUGUCAACACCGAGCUGAUCGAUUCGGCAGCCAUUGAUUUUUUAUUAACUUUGAACACGAAAAAUAACCGGAAACGGAUUGUAAAAGUUUUGUUCAAUGUCCAGCGAACGCGCCUUGAUUUGCUUCCGAUGUAUGCUCGCUUUGCGGCCAUCGUCAACCUGGUUUCGCCGGAUGUAGCAGUUGAUUUAUGUCAGAUGUUGAAGGUAGAUUUCAAAUAUCAAAUAAAGAAGAAGGAUCAGAUCAAUAUCGAAACCAAAAUUAAGGUUGUGCGCUAUAUCGGGGAGCUGGUCAAAUUUGGCAUUUACAACAAAAUAGAAGCUCUCUUCUGUUUGAAAUGCUUGUUGCACAACUUUCAACAUCAUCACAUCGAGAUGACUUGUGCGUUUUUGGAAGUUUGUGGAAUUUAUCUGUAUAACUCGAGAGAGAGUCGUCUGCGCACCAAUGUUUAUCUGGAGCAAAUGAUGCGUCUGAAAACAAACACCACAAUGGACAGUCGUCACGCGCAACAGGUCGAGACGGCGUACUAUCUGGUGAAGCAACCGGAAGGUAUGCGCAUUCAGCGAAAGGUUCGCCCUAUACUCCACACCUAUAUUCGCCAUUUGGUAUUUGAAGAGCUCAACAAAUCCAAUGUGGACAAAAUGAUUAAACUGUUGCGCCGCCUGAAUUGGGACGAUCGAGAAACGCACGACUAUGCUGUCAAGUGUCUGUCCAAAGCGUACAAUAUUCGGUAUCAUUUGAUCCGUAGUUUGGCAGAUUUAGUGUCCGGUUUGAGUUCAUAUCAGGAGAAAGCUGUCAUUCGAGUUAUUGACGCCGUGUUUGAAGACAUUCGAGCAGGGUUAGAGAUUCACGACACGAAAUUAGCCCAACGAAGGAUAGCUAUUGCCAAAUACUUGGGAGAGUUAUACAACUAUAGACUGGUAGAGUCGGGAAAUGUGCUGAAUACGCUCUACUCUAUCAUUUCGCUGGGAGUCAGCUUCAGCCAUGAGGUUCCGUCUGAUGUAGAUCCGCCAGGAAGUUUGUUUAGAUUAAAGCUAGUUUGCGUACUGCUAGACACUUGUGGACAGUAUUUCACAAGCGCGUCCAGUCGGAAACGCUUGGACUAUUUUCUGAUAUUUUUCCAACAUUACUAUUGGUUCAAAAAGUCAGACCCUAUAUUCACGAACGAUGCUAAUAAAGAUUUGUUUCCUAUUCUCGUUGACCACAUGUAUAAGGAAUGCUUUAAAAAUUUGCGACCAAAACUCAAACUGUAUGCCAGUUAUGACGCCGCAAAGGAUGCUGUUGAAGGAUUGCGCAAGAAGCUGUACCCGGAACUUUUGGCUAUGAAAGAUGACGAUGACAAGAGUUUGAAAACCAUUCCGGAGAACGAUACUGAUGAUAAGGAUGACACGGUGACGGAAGACUGCACAUCAGAGGCUUUUGGCGAGUCCGACGACGACGAUGACAAGCCCAGAAAUGCUAGGGACGAAGAUGAAGAUGUAAUUGAUGCAGACGAUUUAGAUAACGACUACGAUGAUGAUGAAAACGGUUUUGAUGCUGAUUUGGAUGGUAUAGUUAAGGAUUCACCUCCGGAGAAAACUGCAGAAGAUCUGGAGUUUGAAAAAGAAUUCGAACGAAUGGCAACGGAGAGUUUCCUUGAGCGACUUAAAGAACCGUCUAAAUUGAAUAGUAAAGACAUUCCAGUACCGAUCACCAUGCGGAGUAGCAAUACUAAAAAGACCUAUGAGCAGCUACAGGAUAAUAAUAUAGAAAAGCCAGACACGGUUCCAUUCGUAUUAAUGGUUCGAGGUAAGGGUAAACAGCAGCAGUACAAAACGUUUGAAGCUCCCUCAACCAGUCAGCUGGCAAUCUAUUUGAAAGAUCAAGAACAAAAACAAAAGGAAGAAAAUGACAGCGUUAAACGCUUAACACUCAACAUUACCGAACGGCUCGAAGAGGAAGAUUAUCAGGAGUCGUUACUAGCGAGCCAACGCUCACCGGCUAGCAACAGGAUACGGAUACAGAAACCACCAAAAUUCAAACACCCGAAAGGGGCCCCCGAUGUUGAUGCAAUCUUUCACUAAAAGCGUAGCUUUAUUCAAAAACAUAGUUCUAAGCGUUUCGCUUUAAUUAAAUUAUUUAACGUACUUAGUCUAGAUUUCAAAAACGUUGGAUUCGAAAACCUGGAAAUAAAACAUUACGUAACUUUUUCCAAAGCAAGCAAA
Uranotaenia lowii is the source of this 3663-nucleotide messenger RNA. It is a transcript of the gene Upf2, whose product is annotated as regulator of nonsense transcripts 2. Bases 100 to 3522 code for a protein of 1140 amino acids. Gene Ontology annotation, molecular function: protein binding; RNA binding. NCBI's taxonomy places the organism in Eukaryota, Metazoa, Arthropoda, Insecta, Diptera, Culicidae. The transcript has 5 exons. Gene Ontology annotation, biological process: nuclear-transcribed mRNA catabolic process, nonsense-mediated decay. Gene Ontology annotation, cellular component: cytoplasm; exon-exon junction complex. The record is from RefSeq and is a predicted model, not a curated record.